Messenger RNA from Lactuca virosa, 1914 nucleotides. NCBI's taxonomy places the organism in Eukaryota, Viridiplantae, Streptophyta, Magnoliopsida, Asterales, Asteraceae. The record is from the annotation of a GenBank genome assembly.
AUGUUGCCGACGCUCUUAACCAAUCCGAAAGUGGUGGAACAACAAUGUUUCAAGGCCAUAAACGUUAACAAUGAUAUUAGUGAUUGUGGCAUGCUGCGUAAAGGCACACAACUACCAGAGAGUGAUUCAACUGUUGAUGCAAAACUAAGCUGGGUACGCUCACAAAUAAUAGGUGGGGUUGCUGAGAUUCACACUCCAUUUGGAAUACGUAAGCUCACGUAUGCCGAUCAUACAGCCACGGGUCGAUGUCUUGAGUACAUAGAAGACUACAUCAUCCACGCUGUUCUUCCAUUCUAUGGUAAUACUCAUACAAGUGAUAGCUAUGUAGGAGAUCAAACUAUGAAAAUGCUUCAUGAAGCAACUGAGUUCGUCAAGAAAUGCUUAGGCGGAACACAAGAUGAUGCACUUCUUUUUUGUGGAUCGGGCACUACAGCAGCCAUCAAACGGCUCCAAGAGGUCAUGGGAAUCUCUAUUCCAUCAGUUUUAAGAGAAAAAGUACUAAAAUCAUGCCUAACCAGUGAAGAAAGGUGGGUAGUUUUUGUUGGUCCUUAUGAACAUCAUUCCAACCUCCUUUCAUGGAGGCAAAGCCUAGCGGAAGUUAUAGAGAUCGGUCUGAACAAUGAAGGAUUAAUCAACAUGGAUGAUUUAAAGUCCCAACUGAAUCUUUAUCGAGGAACUGGACGCCCGAUGCUUGGUUCCUUUUCUGCUUGUAGUAAUGUCACUGGAAUUUGCUCUGACACCCGUUCUCUAUCUCGCUUGCUUCAUGAAUAUGGAGCUUUUGCAUGCUUUGAUUUCGCAGCAAGUGGUCCGUAUGUAGAGAUUGACAUGAGGUCAGGUGCUGAUGAUGGCUACGACGCCAUAGCUUUAAGUCCACACAAGUUUCUUGGAGGGCCUGGAUCACCGGGGAUUCUUCUGAUGAGCAAGACACUAUACAAACUGAAAGAUUCUCCCCCUUCAACCUGUGGAGGUGGAACAGUUAACUUUGUCAAUUGCUUCAAUGAAAAGGUACGCCAAUCACUAGAAAACUGGCCAUCUUGGCACUGCAUGGACACACUAUAUGUUAAUGACAUAGAAGAAAGGGAAGAUGCUGGGACCCCGCAGAUUAUCCAACGAGUAAAGGUAGCUUUAGCAUUUCAAGUAAAAGAAUACAUUAGCUGUGAAGUUAUUUGCAAAAAAGAGCGCAAUUACAUUGAAAAGGCACUAGAGAGGCUUGUCAAAAAUCCGAACAUAUGGGUGUUGGGAAAUACGACGGUAGAGAGACAACCAAUUCUAUCUUUCCUUGUUUACACGACUACAGACACUUCAGAUACUGAAGCAGGGACACAUAAUAAGCCUCUUAAUGGGGCUUUUGCUGCUAAGCUUAUGAACGACCUUUUUGGUAUCCAAGCUAGGGGAGGGUGUGCUUGUGCGGGACCCUAUGCUCAUUUCUUGCUUGGAAUCGAUGAACAACAUUCGCUGUCAAUAAAAUCUGCAGUUGAAAUGGGCUACAAUGGAGCAAAGUUGGGUUGGACAAGAGUAAGCUUCCCCUACUAUAUGUCCAAUGAGGAGUAUGAAUUCAUUCUAGCCGCGAUAGAAUUUAUAGCUAGCUACGGACAAAGAUUUCUUUCCCUCUACCAAUUCAAUUGGACUACAGGCAGUUGGACUUUCAAGACUAAGGCUUUCGAGGAGAUUAUGCUCAAGGAAAAGGACUUAAAGUUUUGCACAUUAUUUUGUACCAAUGCAACCAAAGCAUUUCAAGUGAAAAGAACCAAACUGAAGACACAUAAUUGUAAAACAACUGAAGGUGCUUAUAUUGAUACAUAUUCAUUUUAUCUGGAUGUUGCAAAUUACAUUGGGAAACUUCUUCCGAAGUUCCCAUCUCAUCAUACAGUUCCAAAAGUUAUAGACCUCGACCAUGUGAUUUAUUUUGUAUAG